Molecule: messenger RNA, 1449 nt
Organism: Melopsittacus undulatus (budgerigar)
Lineage: Eukaryota; Metazoa; Chordata; Aves; Psittaciformes; Psittaculidae
Gene: COPS6
Product: COP9 signalosome subunit 6
Exons: 10
Coding region: 398-1405 (335 amino acids)
Biological process (GO): protein deneddylation
Cellular component (GO): COP9 signalosome
Molecular function (GO): metallopeptidase activity; protein binding
Source: RefSeq, a predicted model, not a curated record
AAUGGGAAUGGGCUCGGGAGGUUCCGGUACCGGCUCCUGGCGCGUGCGCAGGGCGCGGAGCCGAGCGCCGAGUGGGCGUGGCCAGGAGGGGUGGGCGGGGCCGAGAGCUGAGCUUAUCGAUGCUCCAGCCAAUCAGGAGGCGAGGGCGGAGAUUGGGGGGGUAUUAAACCCUAUAGGGGUGUAUUAAACCCUAUAGGGGUGUAUUAAACCCUAUAGGGGCAGGAUCCCAUUGUCUGUAGUGGGUAAAUUAAGGCACGGGAUGUACUGGGGCGUUACUGGGAGGCAAUGGGGAGCACUGGGAUGGACUGGGAGGGCAAUGGGAUCCAAUGGGAUGCACCGCAUCGGUGUCACGUGAUGGAGGAAGCCCCGCCCUCGUCCCCCGUCCUCCCCUCCGCGCAUGCGCAGAGCCCAGGCCAAGAUGGCGGCUGCGGCGUCCGGAGCCGCUUCAUCCACAACCGGGAGCAACGGGGCCGGAGGGAUGGAGGUGGACGGGGCAGCCGCUCCCCCCGUCAUGGCCGGGGGGGUCCCCGGUAGUGUGGCUGUUGCUCUGCACCCUCUCGUCAUCCUCAACAUCUCCGACCAUUGGAUCCGGCUGCGGUCACAGGAGGGGAGGCCGGGACAGGUGAUCGGGGCGCUGAUCGGGCGCCAGGAGGGUCGCAGCAUUGAGGUCAUGAACUCCUUUGAGCUCCUCUCCCACCUGGUGGACGGACACGUGCUCAUAGACAAGGAGUAUUACUACACCAAGGAGGAGCAGUUCAAGCAGGUGUUCAAGGAGCUGGAGUUCCUGGGCUGGUACACGACAGGGGGACCCCCCGAACCCUCCGACAUCCACGUCCAUAAGCAGGUGUGUGAGAUCAUCGAGAGCCCCCUCUUCCUGAAGCUGAACCCCAUGACCAAGCACACGGAUCUGCCUGUGAGCGUGUUUGAGUCUGUCAUUGAUAUCAUCAAUGGGGAGGCCACGAUGCUGUUCGCGGAGCUGCCCUAUACCCUGGCCACGGAGGAGGCUGAGCGCAUUGGGGUGGAUCACGUGGCCAGGAUGACGGCGACGGGGGGAGGGGAGAGCAGCACCGUGGCCGAGCACCUGAUCGCUCAGCACAGUGCCAUCAAGAUGCUGCACAGCCGAGUGCGGCUGAUCCUGGAGUACGUGCGGGCGGCACAGGCUGGAGAGGUCCCGUUCAACCACGAGAUCCUGCGGGAAGCCUGUGCCCUGUGUCACUGUCUGCCCGUGCUCAGCACCGACAAGUUCAAGACUGACUUCUAUGACCAAUGCAAUGACGUGGGGCUCAUGGCCUAUCUGGGCACCCUGACCAAGGCCUGCAACACCAUGAACCAGUUUGUGAACAAGUUCAAUGUCCUCUAUGACCGGCAGGGACUGGGACGCCGCAUGCGGGGCCUGUUCUUCUAGGGGUCCUCAAUGGGGUCCUCAAUGGGGUCCUCAAUGGGGCUUCA